UCACCCCAUGGAAUACUUGCUUGUUUUACCUACAAAUAGAACGUGUCCAUGAGAAGUCAAUGCAGUUUUCUGCCAAAGACCUACGACUCAACUCCCUCAGAAAGUUUGCUCAAGCCUCCCCAAAGGAUUGUCAUUUCCGCUCCACGUUUGUAGUCCGGUUUCAAGAAUAAUGCUCCCGGCAAAAUGUUGGAUACAGGUUAACUUUCUCGGAUUUUGCCUCAUCCUCGUGGCUCUUGGAACAUGCCAAGGCUUUGAGGGUUCCAGUUCAGAAGAGGAUUUGACUCCUCGCUCUUUGCCAUUCUUUAGUUUUCUUUUCAAUCGCGACGUAGACCGUCGAUCAGGCAACACAUUUUCUCGGGGAACCACCCUGGGAUCCGAAUUCUUGGGGCGACGUAAGCGAGUCCCGGGCUCCGAAUUCCUCGGUAAGCGAGUCCCCGGGUCAGAGUUCUUGGGCAAACGGGCCCCGGGUUCCGAGUUUUUGGGCAAAAGGGCCCCGGGAUCGGAAUUCUUGGGCAAACGGUCGCCCGGGUCAGAGUUCCUUGGCAAACGCACCCCUGGUUCCGAAUUUCUGGGAAAACGAACCCCUGGCUCGGAAUUUCUUGGAAAGCGGGCUCCUGGCUCCGAAUUUUUAGGCAAGAGGGCACCCGGAUCAGAGUUCUUGGGGAAACGUACUCCGGGCUCUGAAUUUCUCGGCAAGAGGGCCUACGCAGAAGAUGAAGAUCUCCAGGAGCUGUUCCACCAGCUGUAUUCAGCCCACAAACGGAUGCCAGAAGUGCCAAUGUCGUCGGGCCAGAGCGACCGAGAUCUCAAUUGGGAACGAAUUCAAUCCAUGAUAUCAACGUAAUCAAAUCAAUCCUUCGUUCAAGAUAAACGUGACUAUGUUCUGUUUUCGUCUAUUUCCUAUUCCUGCACCAUCCUAUUUUGUUUUACAUCCCAAGUCUCGGCCCGUCGGUCCUUGGCCAAGUUGUAGUGGGGACCAUAAAGUGGCAUGCCCAAACGCCAACCUGACCUGACCCGCAGGUGCAAUAAUAUCCCCGCAAAAAACGUACACCACCCUCCAACUUGCAAACCCAUGGCCCCAACCAAUAUCAUUUUUCAAUACAAUCGGCAAUCAAUUCAUGAUGUUCGAUUCCAAAGAUUCAAAUAUCCAUGAGGAGGAGAUGUUUGAGCUUUGUUCUGACACUCGUUCAAGGAGUGAUGCCCACAUAUUCGGAAUAAGUUUACAUAGCCUUAUCUAGAGGGUUGGAAGUCUGAGAUGUUUCCGAUUGUUCGCUCGUUUCCUUCAGACUAAGUAAUAUUUUUAUGAUGACAGAAGCAACUACCAUCGUCAAAGUAAUAGCACUCUACUUCUUGUUCCCAAUCGGUCCCCUCUCCCUGAUUGGUCAUAUUUCGGCUUCUCGUUACGUACACGGUGCCCUAGCUUUCACAUAGUUUGUGAGUGAAAAACAGACAAUUAUGAAUGUGUAUCAAUCGCAAAUCUGCAAUGGAAUAAAGCCGAUGAAGUUUUGAUGAGGCAAAAUACA
This is a messenger RNA of Tigriopus californicus, 1523 nucleotides long. Its product is annotated as enterin neuropeptides-like. The transcript has 3 exons. The record is from RefSeq and is a predicted model, not a curated record. NCBI's taxonomy places the organism in Eukaryota, Metazoa, Arthropoda, Copepoda, Harpacticoida, Harpacticidae. The coding region runs from base 170 to 844 and encodes 224 amino acids.